Molecule: messenger RNA, 315 nt
Organism: Besnoitia besnoiti
Lineage: Eukaryota; Apicomplexa; Conoidasida; Eucoccidiorida; Sarcocystidae
Product: PAN domain-containing protein
Exons: 1
Coding region: 1-315 (104 amino acids)
Source: RefSeq, a predicted model, not a curated record
AUGCUUCUGGCGGAUACGGUGUACGGCGGGCCAGUCCUUGUUUCGGGCGAAACCUUCAGCCCAUACGAUUGCCAAAUAUGGUGCACAGACACAGACCCUUGCGAUUUCUGGACGAGGCAAGCAGGCACAGCAGGAGGCAAACGCACAUGCCAUUUGAUGACAGAAGAAGCAUUCGGCACUGCGUCGCGCUUCGUGGGGGCUGUUUCCGGACCUCGAGGAUGGUGCGAGAAUCAAGAACCUACCGAUGAUGCAGAGGUGAAGACACUUGAAAUGCAUACACAAAGACGCCGUUCUCAGAACACGCGUGAUACAUAA